Messenger RNA from Exophiala viscosa, 1162 nucleotides. Its product is annotated as ADP-ribosylation factor like protein 1. The transcript is spliced from 2 exons. The record is from RefSeq and is a predicted model, not a curated record. Gene Ontology annotation, molecular function: GTP binding; GTPase activity. The coding region runs from base 258 to 1046 and encodes 262 amino acids. Gene Ontology annotation, biological process: Golgi to plasma membrane protein transport; protein localization to Golgi apparatus; intracellular protein transport. Lineage: Eukaryota; Fungi; Ascomycota; Eurotiomycetes; Chaetothyriales; Herpotrichiellaceae. Gene Ontology annotation, cellular component: Golgi apparatus.
GCUCAAUCUGAGCAGCAACGCAACGCAGGCCGAGUUUGUGGAACGGUAGCCUCGUGCCACCGCCCAACUUACAAACCAGCGGACUCCUGCGACUCCCUCGAGGCCUUUGCUUGCGUCUGAGAAGCACUCUUUCAGCAGCAGUCCAGAGCAAGCCACAAUCUACGAAAAUGAUAUACGUGGCUGCAUUCGCGUCGUCCUCUGACCACUGUUCCGUGCCUUGAGUGCUUCGUCCCCAUUUCGCGGCGUUACUGCGCAAGAUGUACCAUCUAAUGCGUUCGUUGUAUCUGUACGCAACGAGUAAGCCAGAAUACUCCAUUAUCCUACUGGGCCUCGAUAACGCGGGCAAGACGACACUCCUUUCCCAGAUCAAGGCACUUUUCAACACGACCCUUGACCCAGAUGGCCAGACAGGCGAUGCCGCACCAUCAGAAACCGCCGGAAACACGGUACCCACGGUCGGCCAGAAUGUCGCGACGAUAGACCUUCCAGACAUGUAUCUUAAAAUCUGGGAUGUAGGAGGACAAAUGAGUCUACGAAGACUAUGGACCAGCUACUACAAGAGUGCCCACGCCAUUGUCUUUGUGGUGGAUAGCACAGAUCUGGGCAGCGGAGAACUGGACGACGCGCCAAAGACUCCGGGCUGGCAUACGCGGAAGAAGAGCUACUUUGAUAAGCCGGAGGAGGAUGAGGAACCUCAGACACCUUGGACACCGAUGAGCCCGAGCAUUCUGAUGUCGGGGCAAGCUCAAGGACGGCUGGACGAGUGCCGCGCCGUGCUGGAAAGUGUGCUCGGGAACGAAGAUACCGCUGGCAUUCCUAUCUUGGUGCUGGCAAACAAGCAGGAUCGCGAAGAUUGUCUUGAAGUCGUUAGGAUCAAGGAGGGGUUUGUAAGGAAAGUGUUCGAGGGCGAGAAGGGAGGAAUGGUGAGAGACAGUCGCGUCUUGCCUGUCAGCGCCCUGAGAGGGAGCGGUGUCAAGGAGGCUGUUGACUGGAUUAAGAGUCGAGUUGUGUGGAAUAAAGAAAGUCGGCCUCCAGUCAUGAGAUGAGAUCACGACAUCAUGCUAUAUUGGAAGGGAAACAGCUACGCAGAAAUGGAUUUCUACGGAGUCCAUGCUCUCAACAACAGUACAUUUGGGUCUACCAUGUCAGGAGCCUCCUCGCC